Neoarius graeffei (lesser salmon catfish) is the source of this 3617-nucleotide messenger RNA. RefSeq names its product filaggrin-2. The coding region runs from base 92 to 3508 and encodes 1138 amino acids. NCBI's taxonomy places the organism in Eukaryota, Metazoa, Chordata, Actinopteri, Siluriformes, Ariidae. The record is from RefSeq and is a predicted model, not a curated record. The transcript has 6 exons.
CACUAGCAAUAAAAUUGGAUCAUCUAAAAGUCAUAAGGCACGCAAAAAGCAACAAUCUCACUCUAGUAAUCAUUUACCAAAUGAGACUGCCAUGGAUAUAAAAAGGAAUACACUGUGUACACACUCUCUCUCACCAAUCACUCAUGACCAUUACAAUCAUGAUCACUCCCAUGGAGGUGAUCACCAUAAUUCAUCAUCACGCUCUCGUUCUCCAUCCCAUCACCCCCAUCGUAGAACCCACCGAAGCCCAGAUCAUCAUUCUUUGUGUACUGAUAAUCAUCAUUCACGUUCUCCAUCACACCACCGUCACCGAAAAACACAUCAUCAUGUCCCACAUUCAGAAACUCACAAUCGACACUAUUCCCAUUCAGAAUCUCCAAACCACCAUCAUGAUGAUGACCGUAGCCCAUCCUCACACAAACAUUCUCCAUGCUCUGAAACUGACCAUCAUCCUCAUUUAGAAUCUCACCACCAUGUUCCAUCUUCUCCAUUGUACCAUCACCAUCAUGGUGACCAAACACAUUCGUCUCCAGGAAAUAAUUUUCCAAAAAGUCAAGUUUAUUCCCAUUCAGCACCAGAUCAUCAUCAUUUACCUUCUCCUUCAUAUCAACACCAUCGUAGUGAUGGUGAUCACCGAAGCCCAUCCCCACAUCAGUAUUCUUUGUACCCAAAAAAUUAUGAUCAUUCCCAUUCAGAAUCCCCUCACCGUUCACUGUCUCCUUCACAUCAUGACAAUCAUAGUGAUGGUGAUCACAGAAGCUCAUUCUCUUCUGCAUCACAACCCCACCAUUGUGGAGAUCAGAGAAGCCCAUUCCCACAGCAUCAUUCCUCAGUCUUGAAAAGUCAAGACCAUUUAGAAUCUCACCAACAUCGUUCACCUUCUCCAUUGCACCACCUUCAUCAAGAUCACAAAAAUCCACCUCCACAUUAUUAUAGUUUGAAAUCAAAAACUCAUGGUCACCAUUCCCAUUCAGAACCUCAUUACUGUGAUUCUCAUUCUGGAUCACAUCACUCAUCCCUUCCAGAUAUUCAGUAUCAUUUGCCUCACACUGAAUCCUAUCAUCCUCAGCAUCAUUCCACCAAUAAAGAUUCUCACCAGUACAACACUCCUCACCCUAAUUCCCAUUAUUAUGACAACUCACACCACUCUUCUUCUGAACUUGAUCAUCAUGCCUUGCAUCAUGAUUCCUCCCCUCAUGAAUUUCAUGGCCAGCAUCACUCCUCUUAUCCUGAUGUUCAUCAUAAUCAUUCCCAUCAGCCUUCUGAUAACCGUCAUCAUCACUCUUAUCCAGAUGUUCACACCCAUUCUGAAGGUGGUCUAAAGAGUCCCACUAAUCAUGAAUCUGGUACACAAUCUAACAGUGCUUACAUAGACAGACAUCACCAACACCCUUCUAAUUUAGGCCACCAUCUUAACCAUCACCACCAAUCUCAUUCUGGAGAUCCAAAAACUCCAACACUCAACAGACAUCAUGAUAAUCUCGAUGGUCAUUAUUCUCAUCACCACCCUCACAACCUACCCCAUUCUGUAGGGCAUCAUCAGUAUUCCCAUCCAGAUUCCCACAGUAGCACACACUCUGAAUCCUAUCACCACCAUGAUCAUCUCCUAUCUCCCCAUUAUCAUUCUGAAGCCAAACUUCAACCCCACCAAGAGUCCAACCACCAGCAUCACCAUAAUAGUCCAGAGUCCCACAAAGAUUCACACCACUCUAGUGAACAUAUUCAUCAGCAUUCUCACCAAAACCACAAACACCAAGAAUUUCAUAACCAUUCCCAUUUAGAAUCCCCCAAUCAUCAUCAUUUCCAUACUGAAUCCCUACAUCAUCCUGAACAUUCCUUAACACACCAGCAUUCACAUUCUGAAUUUCAGAAGUCUUCUCAAUGUGAAUGUCACAAAAUGCCUUCCCACAUGGAAUCCCCUCAUCAACAUCAUCACCACCAGAAACAUCCAGAAUCCCAUCACCACUCUCAUCCAAAAUCUUUCCAUCAUAGUUCUUAUACUGAGAUGUAUCUUCAGGAUGAUGCUCCAAAAUCCCACCGUCAUCAUGAGCAUGGAGAAUCCUAUCCCCAUUCACAUUCUAAACCUUACCACCAUUCCCAAGUGGAAACCCAGCAUUGUCCUGACGUUAAAUCACAUCAUGAUUGUCCAGAAUCUCACCAUAACCAUUUUGCCACUAAGGAACAUCACCAUCAUGGUGAUGACCCCAGUUCUCUUCGCCACUCUCCAGUUGGCGAGAAAGCCACUUCCCCUUGUUCUAGCAAGUCAGAUUCUUCGAGAAACUCAGGAAGUCCUAUAAGCCAUGAUGACCAGUCAAUGACCUACAAGGAAACAGCCUUGACUGCCAAAGAAAAAGGCUCUGAAUAUGAGAGGAUCAUGAUGCUACAGCAACAGAAUGAAGACCUGCACAACACUUUGCGACAAACAGUGGUGCGUAUGGAGUGCUUAGGAGCUGAAUUUAUUACUGAACAUCAUCAAUUGGAAUCAGCGCUACAGAGGACACGUGUGGAACUAAGCAGCAUGAUGGACAAGUUCACAAGACUUCAGGCUAAUUAUUCCUCCAUUUGUCAGACUGAUGAUUUCCGGGAGGAUGAAGCACACUAUAUGGAUGAUGCCGAUCGUGAGAAACUGAACCAGCGGAUCUCAGAACUGACAAAACAGCUGUCAGCUGCCAAGACAACCAUUCAGAGCCUGGAGACAAUUAAUGUGACAUCGAUGCUCCAGGAAGCCCUUGUAAAACAUUUUAAAUCAGAUGAUCCCAUCAAGCCAUUCAAGCCAACCGUUGCACCUCCUCCAUUUCAAUUUAUGGACAGUGACCAUUAUAACAAAGGCUCGGUAGCUGGAGAUGAGCAAUCAUUGGGUCUUGUUCCAGAAGAGGAUGAAUCUGAUUGGUCAGAAAUGGGUGAGGAGGCAAAGCAUUGUGCCUUGAGUCGCUUGGAGAGAGGUCAACAUGGUUGUACAGGCUUUUCUCGAUGGCACCAGGAGCAGGGUCAUUGGGUAAAGUCAGAUCAGUAUAGAAGAGGAGACGGAGAUACUGAGAGUGAAUCAGGAGGAGAAGAGAUGACCCACACCCAAAGCCUAAAGAUACCCCAGCUUCAGUUCAGCAUACACCCUGAGACCUUAGUGCCUGUGGCCAGCCUGAAACAGAAUAUGGAUGGCCCGGUAGGAGAGGAAUACCAUAUUCACACUGGACACCAACUAGGCUCUCCUAUUUGCAUCCUGUCUGCUAGCUUGGAGGACAUCAACUGUACCGACCUGCAGCAACUUGAGCAUCAUGGCCAGUUAAAGUGCACUACAGUUAAGAUGGACCUCCACCAUACACAGCAGGGCAUUGCUGAAGAUUGGACUGAAGAUGAGCUUUCUUAUAACUGGAAGAUGGCAAACAAGCAACAUACUGGAGAUGGAAAGAAAGGGGCAGGAAGCAGUGGCUCAGAGCCAAUGGCUAAUCUGGAGUCAGCACAGAAGAUGCUCAACCACUUCAUACAGGAGGCAGAGAAGACAAAGCUAUGAAACUUAAAGCUAAUGUAUUAACCUAAUAAUUAAUGUCUUUAAACACUGAGCAAUGUGAAUUAGAAUAGGAGUUAUUUGGAAAUGAACAGUAGAUACAGUUAUAAAUGGU